AUGGGAAAGGGGGCGCACAUGGAUGCGGCGGGAUGGGCGCCCGGCCAGGGCGCCGAUCGGGAGGGGCGGGCGGCGUGCCGCGCGCACAACUUCAGCGCGGGGCCGGCGAUGCUGGACACGGGCGCGAUGACCUAUGUGCAGGAGAACCUGCUGGACUACGAGGGCUGUGGGAUGGGCAUCCACGAGAUGAGCCACAGGGACGUGGGCGGGCCGGUGCACGAGAUGAUGGCGCGGACGUCGGACAACGUGCGGCGCCUACUGGGCGUGCCGGACAACUACCGAAUCCUGUUCUUCCAGGGUGGAGCUCAUGGUCAGUUCGCCGCUGUGCCCCUCAACCUGUUUGGCAAGGGGGGCAAAGGAGACUAUGUUAUUGGUGGCAACUGGUCCACAAAAGCGAUGAAGGAGGCGUCAAAGUAUGGGGAGGUCAGGGUUGUGGAAGACACGACAUCAAAGGGAAAUGCAUACUAUGCACCUGUUGAUGAGUGGGAACUGUCAGACGACUCGGCAUAUGUGCAUGUGUGCACCAACGAGACGGUGCAAGGCCUUGCGAUGCACGAGGACCCUGAUGUGGGGCCUAACCAUGUCCUGGCAGCAGACAUGACCUCCAGCCUGUUUUCACGGCCAGUUGACGUCAGAAAAUACGGGGUGAUCUACGCCAGCGGGGGAAAGAACUUGGGUCCUGCGGGAUGCUGCCUCGUCAUCGUGAGGGACGAUUUGCUGGACCAGUCGCUGCCUCAGACCCCAUCCAUACUAUCAUGGAAGGUCGCCAACGACCACAACUGCCUUUAUUACACUCCAAACGCCUUUGCCAUAUGGUGCGUUGGGGUCAUCACUGGUGACCUGCUGGCCAGAUACGGUAAUCUCGAGGAGGUGGCAAAGAGGAGCAAGCAGCGCGCAGAAAUGGUUUACAAAGUGAUUGACAAUUCAGUGGGUUUUUACACCAACAACGUCAGGCCCGAUUUCAGAUCCCACACGGCCAUACCUUUCAGAAUCCGCGAUGGCGUGGAGGAGCUGGAGAAGAAGUUCAUCCGCGAUUCCGUGAAAUGUGGCCUCCAUCAGACGUUUGGGCACUCUUCUGUGGGCGGCCUCAGGGUCGCCAUCUACAACGGACUACCCGACGAGUCGCUUAAGGAGUUUGUCAAGUUCAUGAAGGAUUUCAUGGACACCAACGCAGAGUGA
Molecule: messenger RNA, 1179 nt
Organism: Ostreobium quekettii
Lineage: Eukaryota; Viridiplantae; Chlorophyta; Ulvophyceae; Bryopsidales; Ostreobiaceae
Source: the annotation of a GenBank genome assembly